This is a messenger RNA of Caenorhabditis remanei, 846 nucleotides long. RefSeq lists its product as uncharacterized. Bases 1 to 846 code for a protein of 281 amino acids. The transcript has 5 exons. NCBI's taxonomy places the organism in Eukaryota, Metazoa, Nematoda, Chromadorea, Rhabditida, Rhabditidae. The record is from RefSeq and is a predicted model, not a curated record.
AUGGCUGGGAUCAGUGAUAAGACUAUGGGAGACAAGACUGAAACUGAGACUAGCCAGACGAAUUGUUUGGGAUCAUCUUUGAAAGAAGUUGUUAAAAAUCCAAAGACUUCUACUCCAAACGACGGAAUCCAAGUUCGGCCUGAAAAUUACGGAUUGCAUUUUAUCACUCCAAUCAACAAACCUUCCGAAACUUCCACUUCUAUAAUCUUGAGAGAAGAGAAUUCAAACCGUACAUUCGUGGUCAAAAAAGCAAAUUCGCCACGAAAGAAAGAACACUUUAUGAAGUGUUGUAUGACUCGAGAAGAAUCUCCUCUGAGAGAAGUAAGUGUUUUAUCCGAUGGUUCACCAAUUCCCGACAAAUCGAGUAGCCGAUUACUAUCCUGCUCUUCCAACUCAAUUGACUGGAAAGAUGUCGAUUCUAGUGUCAGUAAUACAAGAAUAUCAAAGUUGGAAAUGGAAUUGAGAACAAUGACAGAGCAAUGUCGUGUUGAGAUACAAAAGAUCUCUGAUUUGGAGGGAAAAUUGGAAGAGAAUGAAAAGGUGCUGGAAACACGAUCAAAUUGGUUGGAAGCCGAAGUCGGUCGUCUUCAAACAACCCUCGUAGCAAAAGAAGUUGCACCGGAAAAAGCAAGACUCGUCGAACUGGAAAGGGAAUUAUCUAGUGAAACUGCGAAAUCGACAAUUCAUAUAUCGAAUUCAUCAUUUAGUGUGUUGCCCACUAUUACCGUUGUUGAUGUUGAAAAGUCAAAUAAGUCGUAUAAUUUUUAUUCUAUUAUCGCCGUUUUUGAUGAACAUGGAGGGCAAGAUGAUAAAUGGCUAGCGACAAUGGCUUCUGCGUUUCGGUAA